AUGAGCUUUGCGGCGAACUACCUGGGACAUUUCCUGCUCUGCAACUUGCUCCUGGAGGACCUCAAGCGAAGCGCAUCGAAGCCGGCCCGCUGCGUGAUCCUGGGCACUGUCACUGCCACUGUGAACGGUGCGGAAUUGGGUGGCAUGAUCCCGCCCCUGGCUCACGUAGGAGACCUUGAGGGCCUGGAGAAAGGCAUGAAAGCCCCCGUCACAAUGCUGGACGGCCAGGAGUUUGAUGGCGCAAAGGCAUACAAGGACAGCAAGGUCUGCGAUGUGAUGCUGAUGAAGGAGUUGCAUCGACGUUAUCACCAAGAGACUGGAAUCGUCUUUACCUCCCUCUACCCCGGCUGCAUCGCAGAGACUGGUCUCUUCCGAGAGCAUUACCCACUCUUCCAGAGCCUCUUCCCCGCUUUCCACAAGACCGUGACCAAGGCCUAUGUGAGCCAGGAAGAGGCGGGUAAGCGUUUGGCUGCCGUUGUGGCAGAUGAGCGCUACGCCACCUCUGGAUCGUAUUACAGCUGGGGCGGAGAGGCCGGCACUGGAGGCAGCGGCGGCAAGGAAGCCGUGGAGAACAAAGAGAAGGACCUCGAUUGGUUCAUGAACUAUGGGAGCUUCCGCACUCUUUCCGUGGACGAGAUCGGAGGCGAAGCGGCCGACAACGCCCGCUGUCGCAAGCUCUGGGAGCUCAGUGAAAGGCUGGUUGAGGCCAACUGA
Messenger RNA from Symbiodinium sp. CCMP2456, 714 nucleotides. The record is from the annotation of a GenBank genome assembly. NCBI's taxonomy places the organism in Eukaryota, Dinophyceae, Suessiales, Symbiodiniaceae.